Messenger RNA from Malassezia restricta, 819 nucleotides. RefSeq lists its product as uncharacterized. The transcript has a single exon. The record is from RefSeq and is a predicted model, not a curated record. The coding region runs from base 1 to 819 and encodes 272 amino acids. Lineage: Eukaryota; Fungi; Basidiomycota; Malasseziomycetes; Malasseziales; Malasseziaceae.
AUGGACGCCGCCACCCAACCGGUGUGGGCUGGGGUCACCUGGCUCCGCGAGGUGGCCACGCAGGUGAUCGAGAGCGUCGUACCGCCCGCCGCGUCGCCGCCGCCGCCGCCGCCGCCCCCCGCCCUGCGCCUCGCGCCCGGCGUCGUGAGGGCGAUCGCAGCCGUAGGAUGGACGGCCGUGGCACUGUGGACAGGCGUGCACUUCGUGCGCCACUGGCGCCGUGCCAGCCGUCGAAGCGUCGCCCCGCUGAAGCGCACGCAGUGUGUGCUUGUGCUGGGCGGCGAUACGCCGCUUGGACAGUCGGUCGUGGAGUACCUGCUCGCUCACAACCUGAUCGUACUGGCGUCCGUCUCGAGUGCCGCCUCAGCUCGGGCGCUCGAGGCACGGAUCGACCCAGAGAUGCAGGGAUACGUCCGAACCAUCCAACUACACGAUGCUACCUCUUUCGUACAUGCCGUACAUGCCAGUUUGUGCCUGCGCUACCCGUGGACGGCCACGGGCGAUCCGUACGCCCGCCCCGGCCAGGCCGUCGAGUGGCUCGGCACCGUCAACACCCUCGGCAUGACCGACACGCUGCCGGACGUGCUGCAGCGACUGGCCUCCCUGCGACCUCAUCGCAUGAUUCACAUACUACCAGGCUCCUCUCGUGCUAGCUCGACAGCGAUAGGAGCACCGUCAGUGACACUGCAUGCGUCGCCACGCUCCGAAUCGCGCGUCUUGGCACGCAUGCUCCGCCUCCUUCUUCCUAGCCGCACAUGGCGCGCGUGCCUCUCAUCGUGGCUUUCCUCCUUAGGGACCCGCCUGCGGUCGCUUAUGUAG